Molecule: messenger RNA, 693 nt
Organism: Camellia sinensis
Lineage: Eukaryota; Viridiplantae; Streptophyta; Magnoliopsida; Ericales; Theaceae
Source: RefSeq, a predicted model, not a curated record
AAAAAAAAAAUCAUAUAAUUUGUUUUGCCCUUUUCCUUUUUCCAACUCCUCAGCAAAUCGCUACCCAAACUGUGUAUCGAACUCUCACACUCGUCAUCGACUUUGUUCGAAAACUUGUAAAGAAUCACAAGCCCAUAACCACAGAACUCGAAGAUGGAUGGUCAUGAUACAGAUGAUCCGAAACAGAGCACUGCUGAUAUGACAGUAUUUGUGCAAAAUCUUCUGCAGCAAAUGCAAUCUAGGUUUCAGACGAUGUCUGACUCCAUCAUUUCAAAGAUUGAUGAGAUGGGCAGUCGGAUAGAUGAGUUGGAGCAGAGCAUCAAUGAUUUGAGGGCCGAGAUGGGGCAAGAGGGGACUCCUUCUCCUUCCACUUCUCUGAAGCCAAAAGAAGACCCCAAGGCAGCUGAUGAUUCGGCAUAAGAUUUUUCACAGCAUGCUGUGUUGGUUUCACUAGGUAUGUUUGUCCUGGAAAAUUCGUUUGCUUGCGACUUUUGAAGUAUUUGAACUGAAAACCAUUGUUCUACUUUGAGAUCAUAUGAAUAUUGUUGAGGUCUGUAACUGAGGUAUCUUUUGGUGCCUAAUUUCUAAGAAUUAUAGAAGUAGAACUUGUGAGGUGUGAUGAUCAUUUGUCUGAUUUUGGUCUCAAACAAAUUUAUUAGAUCAUAUGAAUAUCUUUCAUUUUAGUCUCAUAAA